Molecule: messenger RNA, 877 nt
Organism: Anopheles nili
Lineage: Eukaryota; Metazoa; Arthropoda; Insecta; Diptera; Culicidae
Product: retinol dehydrogenase 14-like
Exons: 2
Coding region: 7-864 (285 amino acids)
Source: RefSeq, a predicted model, not a curated record
CGCAAGAUGGAGGGCAAGACGGUGAUCAUUACCGGCGCCAACUCGGGCAUUGGCAAGGAAACUGCCCGUGAUUUGGCCAACCGGGGAGCCCGCGUCAUCAUGGCCUGCCGGAACAUGGAGACGGCGAAGCAGGCACAAGAUGAGAUAGUGAAGGGCACAGGCAACACAAACGUUACCGUCCUGAAGCUCGACCUCAGCUCGCAAAGCUCGAUCCGCGAAUUCGCGACCGAAGUGUUGCGCACCGAGCGCAAACUGGACGUGCUGAUCCACAACGCGGGCUUCGCCGAGACGUUCCGGAAAUCGCGUUCCGCCGACGGUAUCGAAUUCACGAUGGCAACCAACCACUACGGACCGUUUCUGCUGACGCACCUGCUGAUCGAUCUGCUGAAGCGAUCUUCCCCGAGCCGCAUCGUCGUAGUCGCGUCCGAGCUGUACCGGUUCGCUUCGGUCGACUUGGCCAACCUGAACCCGGUCGGUAGCCUGCCGGCGUACCUGUACUACGUGUCCAAGUGCGCCAACAUCAUGUUUACGCGCGAGCUAGCCCGUCGGCUCGAGGGUACCGCCGUCACGGCCAACUGUCUCCAUCCGGGCAUGAUCGACUCCGGUAUCUGGCGCAAUGUGCCGUUCCCGCUAACGCUUCCGAUGCGCUUGAUCAAGAGCUUCUUCAAGACGACCGAGCAGGGUGCGCAGACCUCGCUGUAUCUUGCCUGUUCCGAGGAGGUGCAGGGCGUUACUGGCCGAUAUUUCAUGGACUGCAAGGAAGCGAGCUUGAGCGCGGGUAUCAGCGAUAUGGAGAAGGCCCGCAAGCUCUGGGAGGAGUCCGCCAAGAUGGUCAAGCUCACCGACAGUGAUCCAAAAAUUUAGUUCCUCAUCUGCU